Messenger RNA from Ruditapes philippinarum (Manila clam), 2313 nucleotides. RefSeq lists its product as uncharacterized. Bases 1 to 1641 code for a protein of 546 amino acids. The transcript is spliced from 2 exons. Gene Ontology annotation, molecular function: ubiquitin-protein transferase activity. Gene Ontology annotation, biological process: positive regulation of DNA-templated transcription. The record is from RefSeq and is a predicted model, not a curated record. NCBI's taxonomy places the organism in Eukaryota, Metazoa, Mollusca, Bivalvia, Venerida, Veneridae. Gene Ontology annotation, cellular component: chromatin; nucleoplasm.
AUGGCGACGUGUAGAAACAUUUGGUCGUCCGAGGAAGCUUAUGAUUACAAUUGUACGCCUUGUUCUCAAGAAGGACGGUUUGUGAAAGCCAAGAGAUUUUGUGUUGAAUGUGGCGAGUAUUUUUGCUCAACAUGUCUGGCCUGUCAUGAGAAGUUUGGUGUAAGUAAAGGACAUACACUUAUAAAGUGUGAGGAAGUUUCAAAAGACCAAGUUCCAGCACGUCUGAGUAAAUGUGAACUUCACACCGAUAAGGAGGAGGAUAUGGUCUGUAGUGAUCAUGAUGUCGUCUGCUGUCGUGUUUGCAUUACCACAUGUCAUAGGUCAUGUCAAAACAUUGAUUAUUUGCCCCAUUUGAUGAAGAAGUAUAAAGAUUACGAAAAGUGCGUAGAAGUAGAGAAGGAAAUGAAAGAUAGAAUCGAAGAAUUGAGUACAGCACACAAAGAAUACUCUGCUAGAGCCUUAAAGCUAAAAACAAGAAAAAUAACGUAUUUGAAACGUUUAGAAAUUCUAGGUCAAACAAUUGACAAGUGUGUUAAAAAUGCUAUCACCGAGACUGAGAAAAAUGUCGAAAAUCGAUUUGAACCUGAAAUUUGCGACUUGCAAGACCACACCCAAAACUAUAAAGAGAUGCUUGUAAAAUUCAGCUGUUUGUCAGAGGAGUUAUCAAAGGAAAAUGAUGAUCUUCUUGAAUUUAAAAAGAUAUUAGAAUGUAAACGGGCACUUAAGGAAAUUGAAGUUGAAUCUUAUGGGUUCGUUUUAAACGAAUGCUUUAUAAUUGACAACAAGUUUCAAAAGAAAAUUGUGGAGUCUGUUGUAAGCUGUCUAGAAAAUGAAUUAUUGUUUGGAACUAUAUUGAUUGGAGGUCCUGAAAACAGUUUUGGUGCCCCAAAUCUAUGUGUUAAAGAUUAUGAAAGCUCAUUUUUAGUUUUAUCAGCUGACUAUGACAACAGGAAAAUCAGACGCAUUGACAGUUAUUUAAAAGAAAGUGAAAGUUUUGAUGUAGAAGGAAACAUCUGGGGGAUUUGUGAGAUAAACAAGCAUGAAAUUGCAUUUACUUUGCCUGGAUUGAACAAAGUUCAAUUUCUAUCAAUUUAUAAGGGUCCAGUUUUAACAAUUAGCUUCAUUUCAAAUUUUCAUUGUCGUGGUAUUGCAUGUUUCGAUGAAAAGAUUUACGUGACUGGUGGAGGGAAGAAAGGAGAAGAGUACGGGCAAUUAAAUGUGUUUGAUUUGGAAGGGAAGUUACUCUGCAAAAGUUAUCAAGAUUUUGGGGAAAACUUUUUCAGCAUACCACGAAGCAUUAUAGUAAAUGCCGAAGGGGUAUUCAUCACUGAUGAACAAAACGGUGUCAUUUCUUUAGAUUUGGAAGGACAGCGGAAAUGGGUUUGUAACAACUCAAAAUGCAAAUUUCCAUGGGGAAUUUGCUUCACGCGAAAUGGGAAUCUUUUUGUUUGUGGACGUGAUUCAAACAAUAUUGUGAUUGUAAGUAAAGACGGUGAAUUUCUAGGUGAACUGUUAAACGUAAAUGACGGUCUUUCAGCACCAAAGGCUCUCAGCACUGACAAAGGGAACAAUUUCAUUAUAAUAUCUGAAUAUAAGAAGCCACAACUGAAGAUAUUUUACAUUGGUGAUUGUGAUAUAUGAUAUUAAACCAGUAGAUACCAGUAAAAAAAUAAACCAUUACAUAGAAACGAGUGGUUAACAAUUUGACAAAAAGAUUUAUGACAACAAAGCACUGGAGUUUUAUUUGUUUCGAGAGGGUAGGAAAUGUAAACGGUUUUUAAUGAUACUGCAGAUUUUGACUUACUGUGGUGACAUUUAGAUGGUAUUAUUUUCUAUUGUAGUCCAAUUGCAGAUUUUUUGUAAAUAGUAUUCUAUAUAUUUAUAAAACUAAAUAAAGAAGUAAAUAUUUAUUAAUGCACACACAUAUAUACCGGUAUUGCUCUCUGAUAACAAAACGUUUAAGUCUUUAGUAACCAUAUCCGGGUCAGAAAAAUACGUAAUAGUUAUUUUUAAAGGUAAGUGACUCUAUUUUAUCACUGAUUUGCAAAGUAUUUAUGUAAAUGAUUACUAUUGCUAUUUUGCACAGUUGAACCUAUAUUUUGCUGGCGUCUUGAAUGCCUUGGUUACCUUUGUAUACACAAUCCACUUCGAAUUUUCCCAAGGGAUUGUGGUUCUUGAGGGACAGGAGUGAAAUCAUUUAAUUCUAUUUUUAUACUGGAUAUGAAGAAAAACCGUUUAUCCUUUCUAUAAAUCAUUAUGCAUAUACAUGUAUGUAAAAAUAAAGAUUUUUUUUGUAAAUGUUAAAUUAUUUAG